This is a messenger RNA of Glycine soja, 1232 nucleotides long. RefSeq lists its product as uncharacterized. The record is from RefSeq and is a predicted model, not a curated record. Bases 250 to 687 code for a protein of 145 amino acids. The transcript has a single exon. NCBI's taxonomy places the organism in Eukaryota, Viridiplantae, Streptophyta, Magnoliopsida, Fabales, Fabaceae.
AUAUUUAAGUCCGAGAGGGAGUAAUUAUAUAUAUUGAGGAAAAGUAAAUAGUAAUAAUAGCACAUACAUACUCCAUAAUUCCAUAAUUGUAAACCAUUUUUUUUCUGUUUUCACCUACAAAUCUCCCAGUCCCUUGAUUCAAGCUCCCCCAACCAUUUCCUCCAAAUACAACCGUUUCCAUUUCAAAAUCCCUCCUUUCAUUUGUUCCUCUUCCUCUGAAUCCUCAACCCUCCUCUCUCACUCCUCGACAUGACGCAGAUGGUCCUUCUGCGCUCGCCGCCGGUCACCCGCCGCAGGGGGAGGCGCGGCGUGGGCGAGGUUGCCGGCAGCGCGACGGCGGAGUGCGCGGCGGUGUGCUGCUGCGUGCCCCUCACCGUCAUGGACAUGGUCGUACUCGCCACCUACAAGCUCCCCGCGUGCCUCCUCAAGAAGGCAAUGCACAAACGCAAGCGACGCCUUCUGCAGAAAAAAAAGAAGAAAACCGAGGCGCUCUUGGAUCACGGGCCCGUCACCGCAGACAAUGCUGGGCCUGGGCCCAAACUGGAAGAUCAUCUUGCGAAGGAGGUCGCGGAGGAGAAGCUGGAGGCGUCGAGGUUGGAAGCGGAGAUGUGGGCCCAGUUCAACGGGACCGGGUUCUGGAGAAGCGCUUCUCAGCGCUACCAACAACAACAAACUGGUGAAUCAUGAUUUGUGUACACGUGUCACAUUUCCAUUCGACGAGAACUCAACGAAGAACGCCUUUGGAGUCUGACGUGGAUGUAUGCGCAUUCAUUUCCCUAGAUUGUAGUAUGCAUGAGACAGUAAUAAUUAAUCUGCCAUGAUAGAUGAUACGAAAGCUGAUUCGGGUCCGUCAAUUGUAUUGGUUCAAUUGAAUCUUGGUGGCUUAGAUGGAUUUUAUUAUUGGAUCAAUCAUAAUAGAUGAUACUUGUGAAACCAUUUGGGUCGGUCAAUUGAAUUGGUUCAAUUGAACCUUGGUGGCUUAACUCAAUGGAUUCUAUUAUUGGAUCAAUCAUGAUAGAUGAUACUUGUUAAACCUGAUUCGGGUUAGUCAAUUAGAUUGGUUCAAUUGAACCUUAGUGGCUUAACUAGAUGGAUUCUAUUUAGUCAAAUCUAAUAGGUUAGAUAUCGGAUUCCGGUUGGACUUAUGAUGACUUGAUCGAUUAGGUAUCGAAUCUCGGUUGGAUCGACCUGACUCGGUCGGUUUAAAAAAAUGAUCCAUCUUUUUGUUUUUA